This is a messenger RNA of Rhinopithecus roxellana (golden snub-nosed monkey), 2634 nucleotides long. It is a transcript of the gene GCNA, whose product is annotated as germ cell nuclear acidic peptidase. The record is from RefSeq and is a predicted model, not a curated record. Lineage: Eukaryota; Metazoa; Chordata; Mammalia; Primates; Cercopithecidae. The coding region runs from base 1 to 2031 and encodes 676 amino acids. Gene Ontology annotation, cellular component: nucleus. The transcript is spliced from 12 exons.
AUGGAUGGGUACAAAGAAGAGCUGCCCCGUUUGCAAGACCCAGAGGAGGACGAGGAUUGUUUGAUUGCUUAUGCUGUCGAUAGCCCUCCUUUUAUAAAGUAUCUCUUGUAUUUUUGCAGUUACAUCCUUAAUGUUCAGUCAAGCAGUGAUGACACCAAUGGGUCUUCUGUGGCCAGAACAGUUCCAAGGAGACAGGUCAGUCGCAUCCUUAAUGUGCGGUCAAGGAGUGGUGACACCAAUGGGUCUUCUGUGGCCAGAAGAGCUCUGAAGAGACAGGCGAGCUCCGUGGUGGUGAUUGACUCUGAUUCUGAUGACGAAUGUUACACCUAUGAGGAGAAGAAAGCUAAGUUAUUGGAAAUAAACAGCGACGAUGAGAGUCCAGAGUGUUGUUAUGUGAAGCCUGCCAUCCAGGAACCUCCAAUAGUUAUUAGUGAUGAUGACAAUGACGACAACAACAAUAAUGAUUCGGAAGUUCCCAAAAACAACAGCAAGGAUUCGGAAGCUCCCGACAACAACAGCAAGGAUUCGGAAGCUCCCGACAACAACAGCAAGGAUUCGGAAGCUCCCGACAACAAAAGCAAGGAUUCGGAAGCUCCCGACAACAACAGCAAGGAUUCGGAAGCUCCCGAUGACAACAGCAAUGAUUCAGAAGCUCCCAACGACUACAGUAGUGAUUCGGAAGUUCCCAGUGACCACAGUAAUGAUUCGGAUGUUCCCGACGACAACAGUAAUGAUUCGGAAGCCCCCAACGACAACAGUAAUGAUUCGGGAACCCCUGACGACAACAGUAAUGAUUCGGGAACUCCCGACGACAACAGUAAUGAUUCAGGAACUCCCGACGACAACAGUAAUGAUUCGGAAGUUCCCGACGACAACAGUAAUGAUUCAGAUGUUCUCGACGACAAUAGUAAUGAUUUGGAAGUUCCUGACAACAAUAGUAAUGAUUUGGAAGUUCUUGUGCCAGCAGAAGAUUUGUGUAAUGAAGGCCAGAUUGCUUCAAAUGAAGAAGAGCUGGGUGAGGCUGCUGUCUCCCAGCACGAUUCAUCUGAUGAUGCUGGUGAGCAGGAUCUUGGUGAGAAUCUCAGCAAACCACCAAGUGAUCCUGAGGCUAACCUUGAAGUUUCAGAGAGAAAGCUGCCAGCUGAGGAAGAGCCUGCACCUGUGGUGGAACAAUCAGGGAAAAGGAAGUCAAAAACCAAAACUAUUGUGGAGCCACUAAAACAACAGAAGGCAAAAACCAAAACUAUUGUGGAACCGCUGAGGAAAAGGCAGGCAAAGACCAAAAAUAUAGUGGAGCCACUGAGGAAGAGGAAGGCAAAAACCAAAAAUAUAUCUGUGACACCUGCUGGUAAAGGACGUAAGAAGCGUGGACCUUCAAAGAAGAAACACGGUGCGGCAAAAGUUGAAAAACGCAAAACUAGGACUCGUAAGUGCAAAGUCCCUGGAUGUUUCUUGCAUGGCCUUGAAAAGUCAAAGAGAUACUCUGGAAAAAAUUUAAAGCGAAAUAGGGAUGAAUUGGUUCGGAGAAUCUAUGACCUGUUUAACAGAUCCGUCUGUGAUAAAAAGCUGCCAGAGAAACUACGGAUAGGCUGGAAUAACAAGAUGUUGAAAACUGCUGGCUCAUGCAGCACUGGUGAGAUGUGGUACCCAAAGAGGCGCCGCUUUGCCGCGAUCCAGAUUGGCUUGAAAGUCUGCGACUCUGCAGACCGAAUCCGGGAUACUUUGAUCCAUGAAAUAUGCCAUGCUGCCUCCUGGCUGAUUGAUGGUAUCCGUGAUUCUCAUGGUGAUACAUGGAAGUAUUAUGCCAGGAAAUCCAACAGGAUACACCCGGAGCUGCCCAAGGUCACCCGUUGCCAUAACUAUAAGAUUAACUACAAGGUCCAUUAUGAAUGUACUGGGUGCAAAACCAGGAUUGGCCGCUACACCAAAUCGCUGGACACCAGCCGCUUCAUCUGUGGCAAAUGUGAGGGGUCUCUGGUCAUGGUGCCGUUAACUCAGAAACAUGGGACCCGUAUUGUGCCCCACGUAUGACCAUUUGCUGUGUAUGUGCAGAAGUAUUAUAGAAAAAUUAAGCAGGAGAUGGCUAGGAUUAGCCACGGGGAUAUGAUGAAAACACUUGGCAGGAAUUACAAGGCAAUGAAGAAUUCUUAAAGUUAUCUGAGAGUAUAUUCAUGUGAGCUAUAUCCUUUACUGGUAAGAAGUUUUAGAAAAGUUUGUUUUUGUGAAGUUAGGAAUAUUAGAAUUUAGGUAAUGUUAAGCAAGUAAUAUUAGAAUUUAAGAUUCAGGUUAUUAAUGAUGAUUGACCUUAACCAGGGACUCUGUUGCUAACUAUUCUGUGCCCUUGACAGGGUAUUUCUGAAGCCCUUGGGAUCUACCUUGGGUCUUAGUUGAGUUCCAUAUUUUUCACAUAUAGGACAAAAUGCAAAAGAAAAGUGAGUUUUCAAGAGUGGCAGGUUGAGAGAAAGAGGAGAACGCUGGAAAGAGGACAAGUUUUAGAGGCAACACUUAAACACCAGGGCUACUGUGACAUCUAUGUAGACAGGAAAGACAAACGUGUUUCAUAAAAUUCGUUGCUGAUGGUAUUGAUUGAAACUAUCUGAGCCAUGUAAUCAAAAAAUAAAGUUUUCUGCAUCU